Epinephelus fuscoguttatus (brown-marbled grouper) is the source of this 924-nucleotide messenger RNA. Its product is annotated as olfactory receptor 49-like. The record is from RefSeq and is a predicted model, not a curated record. Gene Ontology annotation, cellular component: membrane. Lineage: Eukaryota; Metazoa; Chordata; Actinopteri; Perciformes; Serranidae. The transcript has a single exon. Gene Ontology annotation, biological process: G protein-coupled receptor signaling pathway. Gene Ontology annotation, molecular function: G protein-coupled receptor activity; olfactory receptor activity. The coding region runs from base 1 to 924 and encodes 307 amino acids.
AUGAUCAACUCCACACAGGUUUCAUUUUUCACCCUGGCUGCGUACUCUGACACUGGAGCCUUCAAACAUUUAUAUUUCAUGAUCGUCAUGUGUCUCUACAUGUUGAUUAUCUGUGCCAACCUCCUGCUGAUUGUGGUUAUCUGUGUGAACAGAAGCUUACAUGAACCUAUGUACAUGUUUCUGUGCAGCCUGUUUGUAAAUGAACUGUAUGGUAGUACAGGGUUGUUUCCAUUCCUGCUGCUUCAGAUCCUCUCUGACAUUCACACUGUCUCUGCUUCAGCUUGUCUCCUGCAGAAUUUCUUUCUUUUCUUCUACGGAGGUGUGGAAUAUUUCAGCCUAGCCGUCAUGUCUUAUGACAGAUACCUGGCUAUAUGUUGCCCUCUGCAGUAUAACACACAGAUGUCCUUUAAUAAAAUCACCAUGCUUGUUGCUGUAACGUGGUUUUACCCUUUACUGUUCUGUCUUGUGAUGUCGCUGACUUCCUCUUUACAGCUGUGUGGGAACAUCAUUCAGAAAGUUUACUGUGACAGCUACUCUGUUGUCAAACUAGCCUGCGGUGACACCACAGCUGUUAACAUCUACGGACUCUUCAUCUCUUUGCUCUCAGUCUUCUCUCUGCUGUUGCUCAUUCUUUACACUUAUGGGAAGAUCCUUAAAGUCUGUUUCUCUGGUUCGAAACAGACGAGACAGAAAGCUGUCAGCACCUGCACACCUCACCUCAUCUCCCUCCUCAACUUCACCUUCGGGGCUCUCUUUGAAAUAGUGUCAAGCAGGUUUGAUAUGAACAAUCUGCCCAAUGUUCUGAGAAUUUUUCUAUCACUGUACUGGCUCACAUGCCAGCCGGUUCUCAGUCCUUUAGUGUACGGUCUAAACAUGUCCAAAAUUCGCAUCAUGUUUAAAAGUCUUGUCUUUGAUAAAGUGUAG